GAUUGUGACGCUGCCUGAUCCCAACUUAAAGGAUUAAUAUGAAACUUAUGUGAUCGUUGGAGCUGGACAGGUGGAGCCGGCAACGCAGGUGAGCGCGCUCAGAGCUGUUCAGGUAUCAGCCGCUGUGUACGUGGCCUCUGAUUGGCCGGAUCUGAUGUCGGUGAUUCGGGAACCUUCUGCCAUGGUGACCUCUGGCCGGUGACCCCGUUACCAGGAAUGGCUUUCAUAGGCAAGUUCCUUUUCGGGGGCCCAACGAAGAGCGCGUCGUCAUGCGGCACCUCGGGGAACUUUGCCCAGGACCUCCACUCCCCGGCACAACCCAGAAUCAACGUACCGCGAAGGUGGAGCUACGACGACCAACCCCGCCACAGAGCGCUGCGCCCCGAGACGACGCGGAGGAGCUCGCUGCACGCCCAGCAGAAAACAGAGAGGGCGCUGAUGAGGGAACACUUCCGGGAGAAAUACAACCUGCCUAAGAACUCCAGCGACCAGAAGCAGCUGAAGGCGGCGGGAGGCGGGAACGUUCGCCUGCCCCGGGAACUGCGGGCGACCGCGCGGCGCCAGGAGCCGUAUCACCAGGAGUCGUCCUUCGUACAGCUGCUGAGCUACAGGGACCUGAACACGGGGGCCAGCGCCGCCACCAAGUCCCCGCCCCCGAAGAGCCGCUGCCUGCUCAUGUGACCUCACAGGGGGUGGGGCUUCAUGUAUGUUAAUAAAGUCUACGCCUUUAAUGCGCUGCUUGUGAGACGGACGCUGCCGGGGGAGGGGGACUUC
Molecule: messenger RNA, 774 nt
Organism: Rana temporaria (common frog)
Lineage: Eukaryota; Metazoa; Chordata; Amphibia; Anura; Ranidae
Product: complexin-3-like
Exons: 4
Coding region: 217-681 (154 amino acids)
Biological process (GO): neurotransmitter transport; regulation of neurotransmitter secretion; synaptic vesicle exocytosis
Cellular component (GO): terminal bouton; SNARE complex
Molecular function (GO): syntaxin binding
Source: RefSeq, a predicted model, not a curated record